UAUCAGGCCCUAGUUACCCAGGUGUGUUUAUACAGGUAAAUUAUCCACCAGGAAGUAUAAAUAACAAACCGAAAGUACUUCCCAGCCUGAUGAAUAUCGGGGUGGGGGCCAUGGAUUUCUUGUUCAUACACAGCUGGAGAUUAGAAGUAUAAAAGAUUCUAUUCGACUAUGGCCAUGGCCAAUCCCCAGGCACAGGAGGUCAUCACCUGUGACCUUUGUGAUAACUCCACCCAGCAGUUCUGUAACAACUGUCAACUCAGUUUGUGUGUGGACUGUGUUAGUAAACACGUGGACAAGCUCAAGUACCAACCACAUGACAUCGUUCAUUUCAAAGACAGAAAGGUGGAUUUUCCCGAGUGUAAAAUUCAUUCCAGCCAGAGAUGUGAGGCCCACUGCCAGCAAUGUGAUGUUCCAGUUUGCCUGAAAUGCAUGCUUGGUCCCCAUAAUGGACACAAAGUCAAGGAUAUGCCAGAAAUUUUCAACGACAAGAAAAAGAAACUUGAAAAGGAAACAAAAGAAAUUGAAUCCACCAUCAUUCCACAGUACCAGAAGAAAAAUGAAGAAACAGAAAGCAAACUAUCCAUUUUAAUGGCCGAAUUUGAUGAACUGGACAAAGAAAAAGAAAACCACAGAAAAUCCUGGCACCAAGAAGUAGACACCAUUUUCAAUCAUCUGGGUUCUUUGAUGAAGUCCAUAAAAGAAAAUCUCCUGGCUGCUCUAAACUCUCACCAAUCCAAAAUCAAAAAUCAAAUUCCAGACAUGACCCAUACUGUUCAACAAAACAAAGAAAUUCUGAAGUCCAACAAUGUGUCUGCAGUCACUAACUACAAAUCCAAACUCGAGGAAUACAGGAACAUGCCUACUGAUAUUGAUGUCAAACUGCCAUCACUCAAAACCAACACAGUCCAAGGGAGAGAACUCAGCCUGGAAUUAGGAGGAUACAAGGCUAGCCUGACACAGACAACACUGUCCAGUCUGACAGAGGAAGUCUCCUAUUUAUCUUUACAAAAGCUGUUAGAGCAAGCCAAAUCAAUUUCAGCCAUUCCUACUGGACUUAAUCCUCUACACCAUGUUGCCUGUGUGGGGGUGGAUGAAGCCUGGGUUAGUGGUAAAGAUAAAACCAUAAGACGUGUUGACAUACACGGGUCUGUACAGGACACUGUCACCACCACAUGUAAAACCAGGCCUAAUGACAUCACAGUGACCAGACAGGGAGAACUGGUAUACUGUGAUACUAAAAAUAGAACUGUGAACAUUGUCAGACAUGGGAGAACGGAGACACUGAUAACCACAUCACGGGGCUGGUAUCCAAACAAAGUAUGCUGUACUAAGUCAGGGGACAUCCUGGUCAGUAUGUUUAAUACUGAUAAAAGUCAAUAUAAAAUUGUCCGUUAUCAGGGACACACAGUGAAACAGGAAAUAGAUAGAGAUGAAGAUGGAGAACCAAUCUAUAAUGGAGGGACACACGCACUGUCUGUGGUGGAGAACAACAAUGAAGACAUCUGUGCCUCUGAUGGUAAUGCUAAGGCCGUGGUCGUGGUGGACAAGUCAGGAAGAGUCCGAUUCCGAUACUACGGUACACCAGCCAGGAGGAAGAAGUCAUUUAAUCCUGUACAUAUAGUGACAGACUCCAUGAGUCAGAUCAUUGUGGCAGAUUUCAACAAUGACUGUCUACACAUCCUGGAUCAGAACGGACAGUUCCUGAGAUGUGUGGACAAUUGUGGACUAGAUAAUCCUUAUGGACUGAGUGUGGACAGUGAGGGGAGGUUGUGGGUAGGGUUACUUCAUUCAGGAGAAGUGAAAGUGAUUCAGUACAUGAAAUAAACACAUGAUAUCACAUACAGACAUCAGAUAAUGACAGAGUUCACACAGUGCUCUUGAUACAGACAUGUUUUAGUGAUAUUUACACAACAAUGUUUUCUUAUGUAUUCAUUCAAAGUUUUUGUCAAAGUGGAAUUCAAACAUUAAAUUGCUAUCAAGAAUAUAAAUGUGAAUCUAACUUUUUCUCAUCUUAAGAAUUAUUUACUACUUAAGCGUCAUUUUUAUUUUGAUCUGAAUUCACUCGGACAAUUUAAGAUCUCAUCAACCAUACCAGUACAUGUUUGUACAUGAACAAGUUCGGGGCUAAAUCAAAACUUCAUGUCUGACAAAAAACUAAAUUCACAAAGUUUUCACCAAGACACCUCCACUCACCCUUAAAACUAGAUAUGAAUUGAUGAAUGUUCAAACUAAUCGAUUAGCAAGUAAAAUCAUAUGAGUAUAAAUAAUACUAUAUAUAUAUAUAUAUAUAUAUAUAUAUAUAUAUAUAUAUAUAUAUAUCUUUUCUAUUGUUUAUUCACAAAUGAAAGUCACAGUACAUUAAAACUUUAAUGUUUAUUAAAAUGUAAUAUAAAUAUUAUGUAGUUUUUAAUUUUCUUUGUCCACCAAAGUGUAAUUGAGGUCGGAAGAUAGAAACUUACGGGAAAUUCUAUCCCCCUCCCUCCCCCUAACUAUUUAACUUUAGAUUUUUAUCCGACACCGAUCUUUUGAUCUCACCCCUUAACAAUGUUUGUUUUAGUUCUCACCAUGCAGUCAGAGAAUAACCCUUUUCCACAAUUUAAUCUAUUUUUUAAAUGUAUGCUUUAUCAAUCAUUAUGGUAAUUCAUUGUCAAAUGUUUAUGAAACUUAGCAUGAAGAAUUGUACCACUCAUAUAAUUGUAAUCGAUGCCUUUGUGAUAUUUCCUGAAAUAAAAACUUGGACAUUC
Ostrea edulis (European flat oyster) is the source of this 2744-nucleotide messenger RNA. RefSeq lists its product as uncharacterized. Bases 169 to 1824 code for a protein of 551 amino acids. The record is from RefSeq and is a predicted model, not a curated record. The transcript has 2 exons. NCBI's taxonomy places the organism in Eukaryota, Metazoa, Mollusca, Bivalvia, Ostreida, Ostreidae. Gene Ontology annotation, molecular function: zinc ion binding.